This is a messenger RNA of Odontomachus brunneus, 1987 nucleotides long. RefSeq names its product actin-like protein 6B (gene Bap55). Gene Ontology annotation, cellular component: NuA4 histone acetyltransferase complex; SWI/SNF complex. Gene Ontology annotation, biological process: regulation of transcription by RNA polymerase II; nervous system development. Gene Ontology annotation, molecular function: chromatin binding. The transcript has 6 exons. Lineage: Eukaryota; Metazoa; Arthropoda; Insecta; Hymenoptera; Formicidae. The record is from RefSeq and is a predicted model, not a curated record. The coding region runs from base 184 to 1506 and encodes 440 amino acids.
UGCGUAUAUGUUGUUAUGCGUCUGAGUUGACGGAAAGCGUCUUUUUCAGAUUUAGGGUUAUGGUCGUAGCGUGUAUCGUGUAAGUCACAAAGAUAAAUGUUCAUGUAGCCGUCAAGUAGAUAAUAUCCUUGUUCUUUUGAGUUAUUUUUAUAAAAACGUUACGGUUCCCUAACGUUUCUCAAAAUGUCUGGAGGUAUGCUUUAUGGUGGAGAUGAAAUAGGGGCAUUAGUCUUUGACUUAGGCCACCACUCUCUAAGAGUAGGUUAUGCUCAAGAGGAUACUCCAAAGGCAGAGAUUCCAGCUGUUGUGGGCAUAGGAGAAGAUGGCAACAGCACAGCUAGCAAAGCUGAACCCAUGGAUAUUGAUGAUAAAAAGCCUGAUAGUAAUAUCACUCAGAGUGGGACCAAAUAUUAUAUUGAUACGACAAUUCUUCAUGUUCCACGAAGAAAUAUGGAAAUUGCUAGUUAUAUGAAAGAUGGUAUGAUUGAAGAUUGGGAUCAUUUUGAAAAGGUUUUAGAUUACACAUACUCAAAGGUAAUUCAAUCUGAUGCUGAAUAUCAUCCUGUAUUGUUUUCUGAAUCACCUUGGAAUGUACGCAGCAAACGUGAAAAAUUGACUGAGUUAAUGUUUGAAAAAUAUAAUGUACCAGCUUUUUUUAUUGUGAAAAAUGCAGUUUUAGCUGCAUUUGCGAAUGGCAGAUCCACUGGUAUAGUUGUUGACAGUGGUGCUACACAUACAUCUGCAGUACCUGUGCAAGAUGGAUUUGUAUUGACUCAAGCUAUUGUUAAAUCUCCUCUUGGUGGAGAUUAUAUAAGUAUGCAAUGCAGGCAGUUUUUACAAGAUAACGAUAUUGAUCUAUCACCGCCUUAUAUGGUAGGUAGUAAAGAAGUAGUUAAAGAUCACGAUAAACCACGAUGGGUUAAGAAGAAAGGUAUACCAGAAGUCACCAAAUCUUGGCAUAAUUACAUGGUGAAGAAAGUAAUUCAAGAUUUCCAAGCCACGAUUCUUCAAGUAUCAGAGACUCCAUAUGAUGAGAAAAUAGUUUCCACGAUUCCAGCAGUCCAAUAUGAGUUUCCAACUGGAUAUCAUCAGGAUUUUGGAAGUGAAAGAUUCCGAAUACCAGAAGCGUUAUUUGAUCCCAGCAUGGUACAAAUGCGCGGUGGCAUGGUUGGUAAUACCAUGUUAGGUGUGGGACACAUUGUCGCCACCAGUGUUGGCAUGUGCGACGUCGAUAUGCGACCGUCACUUUAUGCGAGUGUCGUCGUUACUGGUGGCAAUUCGUUUAUUCAGGGCUUUCCAGAGCGUUUAAAUAGAGAUCUGUCUGUGAGAAUACCUACCAGCAUGCGUCUUAAAUUAAUCAGCGCAAAUGGUUGCGCGGAAAGAAGAUUCGGAGCUUGGAUAGGUGGUUCAAUAUUGGCGUCGAUCGGUACUUUUCAACAAAUGUGGAUUUCCAGUCAGGAAUAUGAGGAAAGCGGAAAGAGUCAAGUAGAAAGAAAAUGUCCUUAAACCGCGAUAGUUCACUAUAUAUUUCUAUCUUCAAGUCAUCAUAGACGUCAGUGUUUGUACAAAUGUCGCACACGAAGUAAGUACAAUUUUUGGAAUACGAGAAUCUACGUUGUACGAUAUUGUGCAUUAUUUGAUAUAUGUAAUAUCUAAGGCACGUAACGAUACUAGGAGUCAUUUUUUGAAAUAAAACGACUUUUUAUAACAUUGUAUAAUAAAUGAAUACACUUAUGAUGUUAUAAAAUUACACGCUCGUUCUACACGUACAUACAGAUAUAUUUUAUUUGUAAGCAACAUUAAUCAUUAGCCAAUUACAUUACUCGAAAUUGUAGUACGAGUAAGUGAAAUGACAGAAUUUAUCUUCACUUAUCAUCGACAUGUCGUAUUAUGAAAUACAUGAAAUUUUGUAGAUUAUAAUGAGAUCUUUUUAUAAAAAUUUACCGUGGCAGGCUGUAUCCUGGAUAUAAAUAUGUAAUUCUUGUGU